This is a messenger RNA of Lampris incognitus (smalleye Pacific opah), 1098 nucleotides long. It is a transcript of the gene slc25a17l, whose product is annotated as solute carrier family 25 member 17-like. Gene Ontology annotation, molecular function: AMP transmembrane transporter activity; FMN transmembrane transporter activity; FAD transmembrane transporter activity. Gene Ontology annotation, cellular component: peroxisomal membrane. The transcript has 9 exons. Bases 142 to 1089 code for a protein of 315 amino acids. Lineage: Eukaryota; Metazoa; Chordata; Actinopteri; Lampriformes; Lampridae. The record is from RefSeq and is a predicted model, not a curated record.
GAAAAAGAAAGAAAAAGACGACGGAAUAGCAGCAGAGGGGGAGGGGGGGGUCGCCUAAUUCCAGAUACUUAUUUCUUGCCGGGUGCUUUGCGAACAGUCGGCGUUUAGCUUUGGCAGGCGUCGCGGCGAGAAAGUGCAGACAUGUCCGACAACGGCGGCUCGGCUGUCGGCCUCCUGUCUUACGAGACGCUGGUGCACGCUGUGGCGGGUGCAUUGGGGAGCGUGACGGCGAUGAGCGUCUUCUUCCCUUUGGAUACAGCGAGGAUCCGGCUGCAGGUGGAUGAGAACCGGAAGUCAAAGUCGACCCCUGUCAUCCUGGCUGAGAUCGCAAAGGAGGAGGGCCUGCUGUCUCUGUACAGAGGUUGGUUUCCAGUUAUUUCCAGCCUUUGCUGCUCCAACUUUGUCUACUUCUACACCUUCAACACUCUGAAGAGGUUGACCGUUUCUGUCUCGGGCAAGUCAAGACCUGGCAAGGACCUGCUUAUGGGGGUUAUAUCAGGGGCGGUGAACGUGAUCCUGACCACACCCAUGUGGGUGGUCAACACCCGACUGAAGCUGCAGGGGGCAAAGUUCAGAAAUGAAGACCUCCAGCAGACCCACUAUAAGGGCAUAUUUGAUGCCUUCUCCCAGAUCAUAGCCAAUGAAGGGGUGGGUGCCCUGUGGAAUGGCACUCUGCCCUCUCUGGUCCUUGUUCUCAACCCAGCUGUGCAGUUCAUGUUCUACGAGGCCAUGAAGAGAAGUGCAGGCAAAGGAGGGAGGAAGAUUUCAUCAGCAGACAUCUUUGUUAUUGGAGCCAUUGCCAAGGCCUUUGCUACCACAGCGACCUACCCCCUGCAGACGGUCCAGGCUAUCCUAAGGUUUGGUCAGUACAAAGGUGAUGGCAAGGGUGGUGUUUUCAGCAGCCUCAGGAACAUAGCCUACCUGCUGAUGGACAGAAUCAAACGGCACGGUGCACUUGGCUUAUACAAAGGCCUGGAGGCCAAGCUGCUGCAGACGGUACUGACAGCCGCUCUCAUGUUUGUGGUGUACGAAAAGAUCACUGCAGCCACCUUCAAGGUCAUGGGCCUGACCAAGAAACUGAAGCACUGAUCUCACCUU